Spirodela intermedia is the source of this 5722-nucleotide messenger RNA. NCBI's taxonomy places the organism in Eukaryota, Viridiplantae, Streptophyta, Magnoliopsida, Alismatales, Araceae. The record is from the annotation of a GenBank genome assembly.
AUGGAGAUCGAAGAGGAAUACCCCGCGAAACUUCUCCAAGGUGACAACGGCUACGUGCUCGAAGACGUCCCACACCUUUCUGAUUACAUUAAGGACCUUCCGGUAAGUGUCGAUUUUUUUUUUAAAAUCUGACCUUUUUUCAUUGUAGCCAGGACGCCUCUGGUAUUCUGUUGUUUCUUCUCCUUUUUUCGUCCGACUGCCUUGAUUGCUCCGACUCUGCGAUUUGGAUAUGAGCUGAUUGUCCCCGAGAUUCUUCAAGGAGCUUUUGAUCUUGUUGGUGCUAUGGUAAACUCUGUGGAAGCACCUGAUAGCAACAAAAAGAAAUAUAUGUACUGUGCUCCUUCUGGUUACCAGAGUUUAGAAUCGGGCUAUGUACUUUCCGUUGUCUCCCCUUUGUGUCUCGUUCUUGAAGUCGAAUUUAUACACUAAAAAACUGUAGCUUUUAUAGCCUUGACAACUAUCCUGGGUGGAGUCAAGAAAUAGUUUCAUCUGAUUUUGUUGUUGACAGAGUUUUUUGUGCUUGAGUUUUCUUACCCAUUUUUUCUUUGGCAGACAUACUCGAACCCAUUGCAGAACAAUCCAGCUUAUUCGGUUGUGAAGUAAGUCCAUGAAUCAUGUGAUUACUGUUGACGAUUUUGCAAUUUUCGUAAUGAUAUUGUAUAUCUGGAUAAUUAACAAGUAUUAUCUUAUGAAUAGGCAGUACUUUGUUGAUUACGACGAUAGCGUUCCUCAGAAGGUAAGUCCCUGCUGUCCUUUCAAAUCUUGUUACUUUGCUAGUUUGCCAUAAUUUUUCAUGAUUUAUCUUUUAUUCUGUAGAUUGUGGUUCACAAGACUAGCCCUAGAGGCACACAUUUCAGACGUGCUGGGCCCCGGCAAAAGGUAUGUUACAUUUAGAUAACCAUUGCUAAAAUCCCAGCUUAAUUCAAUAAUGCUGGUCAUUAACUUUUUCCUUGUUCUUAGGUGUACUUUGAUUCAGAUGAAGUGCGUGCAUGCAUUGUUACGUGUGGAGGCCUUUGUCCUGGACUUAAUACGGUUAUUAGGGAGAUAGUCUGUGGAUUAUCCCAUAUGUAUGGUGUACACAGAAUUCUCGGGAUAGAGGUGAGUUGGCAUAGUUUAUGGUUUAUGCAUGCAUACACGAUAGCCCAGUUUCUCUGGUGUCCCAAUGCGUAGCUGAUAGUCUCUUAUGCAAUUGAGAUGACUAAUGAGUAUAAUCUUCCCAUUCUCCCCAAUGCCAUUGAACAUGCAUUCGUCAUGGGAAUGUGAUUGAGAUUUUUGAUAUGGUAGCCAUGAAAGACUUAUUAUCAUUAAAAAAAAAUGGCAUGAUACCCAUUUGUUGUUUAUCCAUGAGCGAGAUCCAGCAAUUGGUUUCCAACCAUUGAUCUUCCAGAAGCUCGCAGCCACAGAUUUUAUGUUCAUAGAUAUUGGUCCUCCGCCCUAAAAUAAAUCAGCGCCUCAUCAAAUGCCGGCGCCUCCCUGGCAUUCUCAUGAUACAUCUUCAACGCCUAUCCUUCAGUUUGCUUGUCUUCCUCGUCAUUAGAGGUGGCGUCAUUUUGCAGAGUAUCAAAUCAUCUUUUCACCCUCUAUUACAUCAAUCUUCUGCUUAUCUAUUUCUGUCAAAUCUUCUGAGCUUAUUUAAAUGGAAUUUUGUGUGCGAGAGCUGAUGACAAUUAUGGGACGCACAGGGAGGCUACAGGGGUUUCUAUGCACGUAAUACAAUUCCUUUAACACCCAAGUCUGUCAAUGAUAUCCAUAAGCGUGGGGGCACUAUCCUUGGCACUUCACGAGGUGGACAUGACACCAAAAAGAUUGUUGAUAAUAUUCAAGACCGUGAAAUUAACCAGGUAACUGAAAAGUAUAUGUGUCCCCAUUAUAACUUUCCUUCUAACCAAAUUCUGCCUAGUUAAAUACACUACCGAGGUUAAAAUCUUGUUAUGUCCUUAGGUCUACAUUAUUGGGGGAGAUGGAACGCAGAUGGGAGCAUCUCUCAUUUUCGAGGUAAUAGGACUUAAAUAUUCAUCUUUGUGUGGUUUGUUGUCACUCUUUUCUUCAUCACUUUUUUAUGCAGAGAUUUUCCAUUAAGAGAACGAUUAAGUCCAAUUUUUAUGAUCGAGUAGUUUAUUUGAUCAAUUACAUAACAGAAUUUUGUACCAUGCAGGAAGUUAGAAGGCGUGGCCUAAAGGUUGCUGUUGUUGGGAUUCCAAAGACCAUAGACAAUGACAUUGUGGUAAUUGUCCCGUAGAUCUGCUGUCAUGCCCAAUUUGUGGGAGCUUCUUCUACUGCCUCUCCUCUUGCAUAUCAUUUUGUUGUAACUGUUUUGUGAUGCUAAGAUUAUGUGCUUUGCAGGUCAUUGAUAAGUCCUUUGGUUUUGAUACUGCUGUUGAAGAGGCACAAAGGGCCAUUGGUGCUGCACAUGUUGAAGCUGAAAGUUCUGAAAACGGCAUUGGUGUUGUGAAGCUAAUGGGUCGCUAUAGUGGUGUGUAUCUUUUUUUGUUGCAGUAGCAGCUAAUUUCCAAUGUAUAGUAACUAUGUUUCUUUUGGCCUUGGCUGUGAAUACUCCCGUUUCUCGUUUCAUUGAACUCCGUGUGUACUGCAAGAUAUUGAGGCUGACAGCUCCGAAUGGAAUCAAGCUUCUUUAUAAAACUCAGUUUUUCUUUCUAUGUUGCAGUUAUAAAAACAAAAAUGAAAAUGAAAAAAGGGAUAUAGUAGACAUUGGAAAGAAUGAGGAUUUUUUUUUUCUUCUAUAUGUUACUUUUGUAGUUAUCUGGAGGACAGAAACUUCUAUUUACAUACACCUCAGAUGUAUCGCAUCAUGCACCUUAAAAAUUCAUGGAUUCUGUAAACAUCAAUCCCAGACAUAAAUUUUGAAAGCUUGUUGGUUGUUUUGUCUGAGCCCCUGUGAUUACUCGGUCUUUUUUUAUCAUUAUUCCAUAAGUCAAUUCGGAACUUUAUUCUCUAGAAUCUCCACCGGAAUUUUGCCACCGAAAUUGGUUUACUGUGGGUUUUUUUUUUCAGAUUUAUUUUGUUGAUCAUUGAAUAGUAGAGAAUACUGUGAGUUCAAAGAUGAGAGAUGGGUUACUUAUUCUGUAACAUUAUCAUAUUAUCCGAAGAUAUUGCACAAAACUAUUUAUUGAAAUAAUACUCAGGCUUGCUCCAAUAUUUCAUUAAUCUAGUGAAAAUGGAGGACCGUGUUACCAAAUUUCUAUUGGAUGAUGAGAGAGUUUUGGGCUUUGAGGUCGUGGAGUUAAAUACAUUGCACAGUUACCUGAUUUUCUUUUCCUCUAAUGUGUACUCAGGCUUUAUUGCGAUGUAUGCUACUCUUGCCAGCCGAGAUGUGGUAUGCUUUACUGCUUAGCUUUCCUCUUGUGUCUCCACUGUUUACUCUGUUACAAUAAUACAUUGCAUUUUUUUUCUUAUACACAAGAUUGUUUUGCUGUGCAUCUCUUAGGAUUGUUGCUUGAUUCCCGAGUCACCUUUUUACCUGGAGGGAGCAGGAGGGCUCUUCGAGUUCAUUGAGAAGCGGCUCAAGGAAAAUGGCCACAUGGUUCUUGUUGUAGCCGAGGGUGCUGGACAGGAGCUCAUCGCUGAGAGCAUGAGGUCCACGGACUUGCAGGAUCCUUCUGGGAACAAGCUUCUUCUUGAUGUGGGGUUGUGGUUGUCUCAAAAAAUUAAGGUAGCUUCUGAAUCCUAAUCUGUCUGCAGAUUACACAUGAACAUGAAUGGUCUUGUACUUUACUGUCCAAAACUAAAUGUAGGUUUUGUUGAUUACAGUGUAAUGAUCAUUUUAUGUACAAAAUCAUUUACAGAUAUAUAAAUUUAAGCAUUCAUGAACCUUGCUCAGCAAAAGUUACUGUGUUUUUCUCAUAUUAUAAACAUUUGUAUUUGUGUUGUGUAGGAACAUUUUACAAAGAAACCACAGAUGGUCAUAAACCUAAAAUACAUAGGUCGAUCCCCUGAAACUCUUUAUUAUUUGUUUCACUUGGUCAUUCGCAAUCUGGGUGACAUUGUCGGUAUAUUAUGCAGAUCCGACGUAUAUGAUUCGCGCUAUUCCAAGUAAUGCAUCUGACAACGUGUACUGCACUCUUCUGGCUCAAAGUGCCGUCCAUGGUGCAAUGGCAGGAUACACAGGCUUCACUUCAGGACUUGUAAAUGGAAGGCAAACUUACAUUCCAUUCUAUGUAAGCACAGGAUCUAAUAUUAUAUUUCAUGAAACCUGUUGAAGCUCAUGAUUGCAUGUCAUCUUGGCUUUUUAAGUCCUGUGAAGGCUUCACUUUUUCCUGUCUUGAAGCAUAUUUCAAUUUAUGAUUUCUCGGGACUCAAAUGAUGCUUGAUGAAGCAUUUUCCUCAUUAGUGAACAAGUUAAACAGUUAGGGUUUGAUUACAUUCUUUUUUCCUUCUCUUUUAGUAGUCUUCAAGCAGCCUAAAAGGCAGUGCAUAUUGCUGAAGACCAAUUCACGAUUCUUGCAUUCAGCCUUCGUACUGUUGAGCCUUUUUCAAAAAGGACUCUAAUUUUUCGAAAACUUAGAUAUAACAGUUAUUAUCGUUUGUUGUGUAUAAUAACCACAAUCUAAUGAUUGUAAAGUAUAUAUAACCAAGUCAACAUCUUGAUUUCAGAGAUGGUCGUCAUAAGUUUCAUAUAUAUACUUUUUUUAUAAUGUAUAAAUGAUGAAUUGCUCUCUAUUUGUACUAAUGAAUUUCAUGCAUGCCUCACGUAAGCCAGGGUCUGAUUUAUCACAUUCACGUUUGUUGGUCUUCGCCCAUUCCUUUACAUUAGAACCACUGUUAUACUUUCACUCAGCAAUCAUUGCACUAUGACCAACCUUAGAAAAUGGUACUUUUUUUCUCUUUUGAAUAGAAAACCAGGAAGCCCUUUCGUGAUCAUUUGGUAAAUGCACACCUUAUUUUGGCGUCCAUGAUUUGAUAAUCAAACACCUGUGCAUAGCCCUGCGAUAUAUUCUCAGCUGUUACAAUUAAAUUUUAAUAUGCAAGUCCGUCUAUUUCCCAUUGGAAUGGCAGGUGCGACCUGAUCUUUGCCUUUUCGUUAUGUCCUGUACAAUUCCUGAUCAUCUACAGUAACGUUGGAAUUAAUUAAACUUCCUAAACCCCCAAUAGUUGAACAAUUUAUAUUCCUAAAUCUUGUUCAGUGAAACGGAACUAUGCCUUGGUUUCCAGUUGAUUGCCCAGUCAUCGCCAAUACACGCCCAAACUAGAUUCCAAUGGCACUGAUAGACAUAGUAGAGAGACAUCUUUGAUUCAGCAUCAGCCUUUCCAUCAAGAACAUCUAUGAAGCGAAGUUCUGUUCUUCAAUUUAUACGUCACCAGCUAUAAACCCCUUCCAAGGAGGAAUAGCAUCUCAACCGACCAGAUGUUAGAAUAUACAGUAAAUAAUUGGAUUAAUAUCUCUUCUUUAACUACCUAAAUAAAAUUUCAAACUGUCAUCUUUACAAUUCUAUGUUUACUGCUACACUGAUCAAUAUGCGAUUAUUCGUGACACAAUUAUUGUCAUUUACAGAGGGUGACAGAGAGCAGAAAUAAGGUGGUGAUUACUGACAGAAUGUGGGCGAGGCUGCUGUCCUCCACCAAUCAACCGAGUUUUCUCAGCCAUGAAGACAUUGAGGAAGCAGCGAGGGAGGAAGCACCUUCCACCCCGCAGCAGGAUAGUGCCAUUGGCCCAGAUGGCAAUCUCGUGCCCUCAGCGCAUCAGUCUGAAAAUGGCAAUAUCUGA